GUGGUCCCAAUGCAAUCUACGCAGAUUUCAUCUACUACUGUUAUUUUACCAAGUGAAGUGAUCCAACCGCCACAGCAAUCUGCAGUUCCUUCAGAGUUUAAAAAUACACUUCCGUCGCGUUUAAAUCUAUUUGAAGGUUUUGAUCAGUCAUUUUCUGAACUUACAAAUCCAUAUCAACCAGUUAUUCCGUUGAUGCAGAGAGAAUCCUUGUUAGGUGCAAGUUCAUAUUAUAGUUCUCCAAGUCAAAAUCAGAGAUCUUAUCAGAAUCACCGUCAACAUUCUAAUCCAGAUACUAUCAAUCUGAGAUCACAACAGCAGAAGAGAAAACCGAGAGUUUUGUUCACACAACAUCAGGUUAAUGAACUUGAAGAACGAUUUAAAAAGCAACGUUAUGUGACAGCCACUGAGCGAGAAGAGCUAGCCCAAUGUCUUGGCCUCACAGCCACACAAGUGAAAAUUUGGUUUCAAAAUCGCCGAUACAAAUGCAAGCGGUUAGCCCAGGACAGAACCUUACAAUUGAGCCAGAUCCCUUUCAAUCCAAUGUUUGCAUCAGCAUUUCCAUUUGGAAUAAACAGCUUUGGAACUGCACCAUCGUCUUCUUCGUCUGGAUCAUGAUUUUUUUUUUCAAUUUUUUCUUCAUAUUUAUAGCUAUUUUUCUUUUCAAUUACACUGUUUAACUUUUGAGACGCAUAUUUAACAAAAUAAAUAAAAACACACAGA
Caenorhabditis elegans is the source of this 720-nucleotide messenger RNA. It is a transcript of the gene ceh-28, whose product is annotated as Homeobox protein ceh-28. The transcript is spliced from 5 exons. Gene Ontology annotation, biological process: regulation of transcription by RNA polymerase II; regulation of DNA-templated transcription. NCBI's taxonomy places the organism in Eukaryota, Metazoa, Nematoda, Chromadorea, Rhabditida, Rhabditidae. Bases 10 to 615 code for a protein of 201 amino acids. Gene Ontology annotation, cellular component: nucleus. Gene Ontology annotation, molecular function: DNA binding; DNA-binding transcription factor activity, RNA polymerase II-specific. The record is from RefSeq and is marked reviewed.